Pipra filicauda (Wire-tailed manakin) is the source of this 1532-nucleotide messenger RNA. RefSeq names its product SH2 domain containing 2A (gene SH2D2A). The coding region runs from base 69 to 1448 and encodes 459 amino acids. Gene Ontology annotation, cellular component: cytoplasm. The record is from RefSeq and is a predicted model, not a curated record. NCBI's taxonomy places the organism in Eukaryota, Metazoa, Chordata, Aves, Passeriformes, Pipridae. The transcript has 8 exons.
CCCCCUGCCCACUCCACCACCUCCAGCCACGGACACCCGGCCCACCGAGGCCGGACAGAGGGGACUCCAUGGAUGACGACCGUCCCCUCUUCACCACCUUCAAACCCAGUGAGGACAACACAGCCAAGCCAGGAGCCAACACAACCCCCGUCCAGCCCCAGGGAGCAGAGCAGUCCCCGGGACACCACAACAGACACGGCAGGGUCCCACCAGGUUCCUUCUGGCCAUCCCCACCAGGCUGGUCCCCGCCAGAGCUGGUGGCCCUGCGUGCCCAGACGAGGCUGUGGUUUGAGCAGACACAGGCCUGGAGGCUGAGGCCCGAGGGGGAGCUCCCAGUUUGGUUCCAUGGCUUCCUCAGUCGGAGGGAGGCAGAGCAGCUGCUGCAGGAUCGGCCCCUGGGCUGCUUCCUCGUCCGCUUCAGCGAGAGCACCGUCGGCUUCGUCCUCUCCUACAGGGGCAGGGAUCGCUGCCGGCACUUCGUCCUGGACCAGCUGCCGGACGGGCGGUACGUGAUCCUGGGGGAGCCGAGCGCCCACGCCGAGCUGGCCGAGCUGCUGCAGCACCACACCACGGCCCCCAUCGUGCCCUACCACGAGUUCCUCACGGCGCCCGUGCCCUGCACACGGGAAGACGAGCCCCGAGGAGGGACGCAGACCCCAGCUGGCAGCAGUGCUGCGCGUUCCCCGCUGAGCGAACCACCCGCAAAACUCCCGGAGUACAGCCCUGUGUCCCUGGAGCCCCCGGGAGCCAAGCCAGCAGCCCCGGUCCCCGCCCAGCCUGUGGAGCCCAGCGCCGAGGGGGGCUCCCCCAGGGAGGCUCGCAGUGCCCCUCCAUCGCUCCCAGCCAAGACCAGCUCCCGGGCCGUGGCUCAGGGGCCGCACAGUCCCGCCGGCAGCGCGGCAGCUCCCGAAGGUGCCUACGCCCGGGUGCACAAAGAAGCUGCUCCUCCCGUGCCCCCCGAGGCCAAGUACCAGCAGCUCAUGUGCUUCCACAUCUACGCCGAGCCCCGCGAGGGCAGCGCCCCCAGCCCCCCCACCUACUGCGAGCCGGAGGAGCCCAUCCCCUUCUACGCCAUGGCCCGGAGCUGCAGCCCCCGCGCCGCCCCCGAGGAGAACAUCUACUCCGAGGUGGCGCUGGCCCGGCAGGACCCGCCCGCUCCGCUGCCCAGGGAGCCCAAAGCCGCCUUCUCCACGCUGGCCCCCAAAUCCCGGCCCCACCGCCGGCUCUUCCGCAGCUUGUCCAGCCAGGAUUACAAGAGGCGGCAGCUCCCGGCGGCUCCCACCGCAGGCGGGGCGGAGAGAGGAGCCUCCAGCCCGGGCACAGAGGGUGUGCUGAGCCCUGUGCUGGAGUUGGAUGACCCCGUGUACGGCCGGAGCACACGCAGGGCCCAGCGGGGCACAGCCACGGACGAGAACGUGUACGAGCAACUGCCUGGGGACCAGCCCUGAGCCACCGGCACAUGGGACAAGACCUGGCUCCCAGGCAGGAGGAACCUCAGCCUCCAUCCCCCUGGAGGAAGACUUUGGCCCUGG